Messenger RNA from Fusarium redolens, 372 nucleotides. RefSeq lists its product as uncharacterized. The coding region runs from base 77 to 247 and encodes 56 amino acids. The transcript has a single exon. Lineage: Eukaryota; Fungi; Ascomycota; Sordariomycetes; Hypocreales; Nectriaceae. The record is from RefSeq and is a predicted model, not a curated record.
CCCACCACGUUGUAUCUCGUUACAUUGUUUUCCCCUCAUUUUAUCGCCAUCCAUGUAGAAGUGUCGCAGGGUAGACAUGAUCUUCACAGCCUCAGGAACCAACUGCAAUAGUAAUCUAGCGGUAUACUUUAACUCUGCGGAAUGGAAUCAGCGCUCAUCAUAUGUCAAUCAAAUCAACUUUGAACCUAAAGUUGAUUUGAUUGAGUGGAAUGGUUUGUGGUAUAGGCACUACCAGGCAUUAUGUUGAUGAUACGGGUAUCAUCUGGGAAAUAUAAUGGAUAAUGGACACGCUUGGAGCACAUUGGGUUUGAUAAACACGGCUGUGCUGAGGUCUUUUUAAUUAUUCAGAACGGUUAUUGUGCCUUUGAACCG